GAAGAAAAACCUAAGUUCAAGUAAGAUUUCGACUGAGCGGUAUUCGAACCAGCACCUAUAAAGUCCUCUACCUGCCCAAGACACAACCCUUACCUAGCAAGAUGCUACAGCUGACCAAGUCUCGACCUGCCAGAUACCUGAUGUCCACCGUCAUCGCUUUCGUCAUCAUCAACCUGCUCAUCGUGCUGACAACAAGGUUUAGACAUCAGGACAUAUCCACACAGACCUACGAAGUUUUCCGGCGAUAUGACCCGUACGGACAAUUCAAGAAUGGGAAGAAAGUCGUUGAUAUGGUCGUUCAGGACAGCCGGAGACCUACGGAGCCGAAAUUUCCCAUUGAUAUUGUACAAGGGAAGCAACUACUCGAUAUCCCAAACACGGGGGUCUAUAAGACCCCCAACACAGAGGACCUUGGCGAUAAGACCCCCAUCACGGAGGAUACGGUUGAUGAGACCCCCAACACGGACCCACCACGACCUGCUUGCCAGGACUCGUCUCACACGGGGACCGAGUCGCCUGAGAUUGAAAAUAAACCCGAGGGCCUUACCCAGCUGAAACUCUGUCCGUUUGACUUAGAAAACUUGAUCGGCCAUCUUGCUCCAAUGACCCAGAACAUCGAACCCUCUCAACUGGAGAAAUACUUCCCUGACCUUGAAGACGGCGGACGACUUCGACCACGUGACUGCGUGCCCAGACAACGGCUGGCACUGAUCAUCCCCUACAGGAACCGUUGGCUCCAUCUCCACGUCAUGUUACAUAACCUGUUGCCUAUACUCAAACGGCAGCAGGCUGACGUCACCAUAUUCGUCAUUGAACAGACGAUGCCAGGUAGAUUCAACAGAGGCGCCUUGUCCAAUAUUGGUUUCCUGGAGGCGGAGAAAUUGGGCAAAUUUGACUGCUACAUUUUCCAUGACGUUGAUUUGAUUCCACUCAACGACUACCACCUGUACAGGUGUGACAGCCAGCCCAGACAUUUUGCUGUCUACAUGAACAAGUACAACUACAGAAUAUCCUACCCAGCCUACUUUGGUGGUGUGACCGGAUUCUCACGUGGUCAGUACCUUCAGAUCAACGGCUACUCCAACUUGUAUUUCGGGUGGGGAGGGGAGGACGAUGACCUGUACAAUAGGACUUUGUCGCAAGGCUUCAAAGUGUCAAGGUCGCCAGCCAACGUGGCCAGGUACCUCAUGUUCAACCACAGUCGUGACGUCGGCAAUGAGGACAACCCGGACAGAUCGAAACUUCUGAAAAAUUCGACGAAGAGGAUGUUUGCUGAUGGCCUAAACACAUGCAAAUACCAAGUGAGGCAAAUUACAAGGUACAGGCUAUUCACUUUGAUCACUGUGGCACUGAACGAGGCAGAACUUUUAAAGCAAGCCUCGGCGUAUCUUCUAAAUGUAAAGAGCAAUAACCAGACGUCCCACCCAGGCCAACAAACGAGAAUAAAACCUAAAACAUCUACAAAUAUCUCUCAGCCACUUCCGCUAGAGUAGUGAGGAUUCGAACCCGCACUCUCUAGCUGCAUCAAGUCCAA
This is a messenger RNA of Physella acuta, 1534 nucleotides long. Its product is annotated as beta-1,4-galactosyltransferase 2. The record is from RefSeq and is a predicted model, not a curated record. Gene Ontology annotation, cellular component: Golgi apparatus. Gene Ontology annotation, molecular function: galactosyltransferase activity. Gene Ontology annotation, biological process: carbohydrate metabolic process. NCBI's taxonomy places the organism in Eukaryota, Metazoa, Mollusca, Gastropoda, Physidae.